AUGGGAACAAGGCCCGCCCAGGCAGCCGCCGUCGCCGCACCGCCCCCUCGCUCGCCCCCUGCGCGCGGAGUCACCCAGCCACACUCCCGGCACCCCAAGUCCGUCCUCCGGAGCUGCUGCUGCUACUUUGGCUGCUCUCGCCGCCGCGUGGGUGGCCCGCUGCUGACUGGGCUCGCCUGGAGACAGAGAAGCACUUUUUGGCCCUCCCCGAUCCGCUCUCACACCCCAACUUUGCUGUCAACGCGCCUGCCCUCGAAGCAGCGCUCGGGCGCACAUUGCUCCCGUCUUCAUCAGGAAGAUUUUCCACCUCGCAUUGUUGAGCACCCUUCAGACCUGAUUGUCUCAAAAGGAGAACCUGCAACUUUGAACUGCAAAGCUGAGGCCGCCCCACACCCACUGUUGAAUGGAGGUGAUGCGAUUCCCAGCGGGAGACUGAAUGAAGAAUUACGAAGCAGACUUGAGGUGCGGUUCCUGGAGCAGCAGAACCAGGUGCUGGAGACCAAGUGGGAGCUGCUGCAGCAGCUGGACCUGAACAACUGCAAGAAUGCCGAGAAUGAAUUUGUGGUGCUUAAGAAAGACGUGGAUGUGGCAUACAUGAGCAAAGUGGAGCUAUAGGCCAAGGUGGAUGCUCUGGAAGGAGAAAUCAAGUUUUUCAAGUGCCUGUACAAGGGGGAGAUCGCUCAGAUCCAGUCCCACAUCAGUGACACAUCCAUCAUCCUGUCCAUGGACAACAACUGGAACCUGGACCUGGACAGCAUCAUUGCUGAGGUCCGUGCCCAGUACAAGGAGGUCGCCCGAAAGAGCAAGGCCGUGGCCGAGACCCUGUACCAGACCAAGUUUCAGGAGCUGCUGCUGACGGCUAACAGGCACGGGGAUGACCUGAAACACACCAAAAAUGAGAUCUCAGAGCUGACCCGUCUAAUCCAGAGGUUGCACGCGGAGAUUGAGAGUGUGAAGAAGCAGCGCGCCAACCUGGAGACGGCCAUCGCCGACACCGAGCAGCAGGGGGACUGCGUCUUCAAAGAUGCUAGAGCCAAGCUGGAUGAGCUGGAGGGCGCCCUGCAGCAGGCCAAGGAGGAGCUGGCAUGGAUGCUGCGCGACUACCAGGAGCUUUUGAGCAUGAAGCUGGUCCUGGACAUCGAGAUCGCCACCUACCGCAAGCUGCUGGAGGGCGAGGAGUGCAGGAUGUCUGGAGAAUACACCAACUCUGUGUGCAUUUCGGUCCUCAACAGCUCCAUGGCUGGGGCAGCAGGCACAGGGGCUGGCUUUGGAUUCAGCAAUGCUGGCACCUACGGCUACUGGCCCAGCUCUGUCAGCGGAGGCUACAGCAUGAUGCCUAGGGGCUGUGUUACUGGCAGUGGGAACUGCAGCCCCCGUGGGGAAGCCAGGACCAGGUUGGGGAGUGCAAGUGAAUUCAAGGACUCCCAGGGAAAGACCUUAGCUCUCAGCUCACCCACCAAGUAAACCAUGAGAUAAAAGUGAAAGCCCAUUUCCCAGUAGUCUGCCUUACUCCGGCAGACUACUCCAGACUCCUUCUCUAGGAAAUUCCUCUGUCUCAUUUGUCCUCAUCUCCUUCUUCCUUUGCUUCGCCAUGGACCUCUCUCGCUUCUCCUUGACCUCUCUGCCUCAGUCUUUGUUAAUGCUGAAUCAGGAUUCGAGAGCUGGAGCCUAUCCUUCUGCCUCCAUCCAAAGAGACCUCUUCACUCAGCCUCCCCUUCUGGAUGAAGACUUGGCCUUUUCUCUGCCUGCAUGUCCCCAUG
Cebus imitator (Panamanian white-faced capuchin) is the source of this 1760-nucleotide messenger RNA. Its product is annotated as keratin, type II cytoskeletal 73-like. Gene Ontology annotation, biological process: keratinization; intermediate filament organization. Gene Ontology annotation, molecular function: structural constituent of skin epidermis. NCBI's taxonomy places the organism in Eukaryota, Metazoa, Chordata, Mammalia, Primates, Cebidae. The record is from RefSeq and is a predicted model, not a curated record. Gene Ontology annotation, cellular component: keratin filament.